AAUACCACGCGGUAUUCCCCGACAGGCCGGAUUCGCCGUGGGUAGCUCGCGUCGCUCGCUCGACAUGCUCUCGCACAGCCUGCUCGUCAACACCGGGAACGUACUCUCCCUGAGCGAGGCGAGGCAGAAGGCCAGUCAGAAUUCUACGGAUGAGCUGAUCGAGACGCUCAAGAUCAUCCUGAAUGACGAACAAAGCAAGGGGGAUGACACGACAGUUAUCAAUGGAAAGAAGGACACGAGUCUGCAGGACGUGGAUAGGAAAGACCUGAAGAUCACGGUCAAAGUGUUCAUCCCGUCGCCCGACGUCGACUCGUUGAAGGAGGCGUUGGAUCAAGCAUUCGAGGCGCUAUGCACGGACACCAUAGAGUCCCUGGUGAUAGCUUACAAGAGCGCCGAGGAGCCGGAGUUCGUGCUGUCGUCGUUGAAAAAGAUCUGGUCCGUGGUGGAAGAGUACGUCAAGGCUGACAAGUUAUGCAGCGUCGGGCUGAGCGACAUCAACACAAACACCUUCAUCGAGCUGUUCCAGUGGGCCGGCGUGAAGCCGAACAUCGUGCAGAUCAAUUUGGCCACGUGCUGCGUGGUGCCGCCGGCCCUGCAGGAGUUCACUAAGGAGCAUGACAUUCAACUGCUGACCCACAGCGAUCCCAGUCAAAUUCUCCCUCAAGAAGUGCUAGAGAACAUAUUUGGCUCGCCCGUCUGUUUGCACUGGCUGAUAAGAUACCAGAUCCAUCUCAAAUGCCGUGGAAUUUUAUCGGCGAAAGGAUACCUGCUGCGCAUUAAUAAGUCGAACGUCAAACCUUAACGCCGACGUCGUUAAGGUCGACUCACCAAUUGUUGCCACGGUUCGACGCGCCGCAUGUCUCACGUAUUGUAUUAUCGGCACGCUUUUACACGGAAAACUCGUUACUUAAUUUUUGUGAUCGCAAGCAUUUCCGAUGUUUUAUUGUAUAUAAAUGAAUAUGUAUAGGCUUCUGUAGCGUAGCGUCGCGUUAAGCGACUUAUUCUUACCCGGUGAACGCCAACUGACAGUUCCGUAACGUCAAUAUUUACCUUCCAACUCAACAAUGUAAAUGUUGCUGCACGGUCUCGCGAGCCCGAGGUUCUAGCUACGCUUACACUUGCCGUGAGACACUACAGUGUCUCGUGAUAGCGUGUAUUGUACAACAUACAUAACGGUUGUGAGUAGAAAGUUAUAAUAUUGUUGCUACGCAAUUGUUGGCGUUUACUGGGUAUCGAUUAGCUCUUGUGAGUUUUUGUAUAAAUUUGAUAUAACUUUUUAUAGCAUGAUGUAGGUAGACGCGCAUUUUUCUCUUCUUUUUUAUUCAGUUUCUUAACGACCACUUCAGUAGUUUACCGUUGUAAACCAUUCGAAGAAUAAAGUAUUGCAAUUUAUCGAGAGAAAA
Vollenhovia emeryi is the source of this 1403-nucleotide messenger RNA. RefSeq names its product glutamate--cysteine ligase regulatory subunit (gene Gclm). Gene Ontology annotation, cellular component: glutamate-cysteine ligase complex. The record is from RefSeq and is a predicted model, not a curated record. Gene Ontology annotation, molecular function: enzyme regulator activity; glutamate-cysteine ligase catalytic subunit binding. Gene Ontology annotation, biological process: glutathione biosynthetic process. NCBI's taxonomy places the organism in Eukaryota, Metazoa, Arthropoda, Insecta, Hymenoptera, Formicidae. The transcript has 6 exons. Bases 65 to 802 code for a protein of 245 amino acids.